UCUGAGCUGCGCAAUGCCAAGCGCAUGGUUGUCAAGAUCGGCACAGCGGUCGUAACUCGUGAAGAUGGAUGUGGUCUCGCCUUGGGUAGGCUUGCCUCGAUCGUGGAACAGGUGUCUCAGCUGCACAACCGAGGGAAGGAAGUGCUCAUGGUGACCUCUGGUGCCGUUGCUUUCGGGAAAGUCAGGCUCUCCAGAGCGGUUCGCUUGUCGAUGUCCAUGCGGGAAACCUUGUCCUAUCGAGAAGCAUCGGCUCAAGUCAACACGAAGAAGAGUUCUUUCGGAACCAGUGCCGCUGUAGGACAGAGUGGUCUGAUGGCUCUAUAUGACGCCAUGUUCAGUCAGUUUGGUGUUGACAUCGCUCAGGUUCUGGUGACCAAACCUGAUUUUUAUCACCCGGAAUCGAGACACUGGCUCCGUCAAACGCUGCUAGAACUGCUCUCGCUCAACAUUCUGCCGAUCAUCAAUACAAACGAUGCCGUAUCUUCGCCGACCACGAUCUUCGAGGGACCAUCAGACGGGUCCCUCAUCCAAGCCAUAACGGACAACGACUCGCUGGCGGCACAUCUGGCGGUCGAAAUUGACGCGGACCUUUUCAUCGCGAUGACUAACGUUGACGGACUGUACACCUUACCUCCGGGCCAAGAGGGUUCGAAACUGCUGCACAGCUUCUCUCCGGGACUCGAAGAUCAAGUAGUUUUCGGGGAAAAAUCCAGCGUUGGACUCGGUGGCAUGAAGAGCAAAAUUUCUGCGGCCUCUUGGGCCUUCGAAAGAGGUGUCUCCGCUGUCAUUUGUAACGCUCUUCGAGAAGGAGCAAUCUUGCGGAUUAUCAAUGGGAUGAAAGUGGGCACUUUCUUCACAAACCAUGAGACAACAAUAGAACCUCUCGAGACCUUAGCGUUGAACGCGAAAGAAGGAUCGGGAAUAUUGGAAUCCCUCACGGGAAGUCAGCGCGGCGCCAUCCUGCGUGUUCUGGCAGAUCUGCUCGUAAAGAAAUCAGCUGCGAUCCUCGCAGCAAAUUGCGAAGACAUCAAAGAAGCCGCUGCCGCUAAACUCGAUGCGUCUCUUCUCAGCAGACUUUCUUUGACUGACGCCAAGCUCGAAGGCCUCGCCUGUGGGAUCCGUUCGAUCGCACUCCGAUGUGAAAAAGAAGACGUUCUCAGACAGGUCAAGCGCCGGACGCUCAUCGCCGAUGGUCUGGAGCUGCAGCAGAUAACGGUGCCCAUCGGAGUUCUGCUCGUCAUCUUCGAGUCUCGCCCUGACUGUUUGCCUCAGGUCGCUUCCCUCGCCAUCGCUACUGGUAACGGACUUCUUCUCAAAGGUGGCAAGGAAGCUCAUCGCUCGAAUCGUGCUCUCUAUGGUUUGGUUCAAGAAGCUCUCGCCACUCACAACGCUGAACGAGCAGUUUCGCUUGUCUCGAGCCGAGAGGAUGUCGACGAGAUCCUCAGCAUGAGGAAGCACAUCGACUUGAUUAUUCCUCGAGGAUCGUCGGAGCUGGUGCGCACCAUUCAGGAGAAAGCCCAAGGCAUUCCCGUUUUGGGACACAGUGAAGGAAUCUGUCACGUCUACGUCGACAAGGAGGCUGAUCUCGAGAUGGCUUACAAAAUCGUGCGCGACGCAAAAUGCGACUACCCAGCUGCGUGCAACGCCAUGGAGACUCUGUUGUUGCAUAAAGAUCUGAUGAAAACGGAAUUCUUCAACAAAAUGUGUUCUAUCUUGAAGAAUGAGGGCGUUGUCGUGAACGCCGGGCCUCGGCUCCAUGAACAGUUGACAUUCGGACCGCCGGAGGCGCGAUCUCUCAAAAUGGAAUAUUCGCGUCUAGAAUGUGCCAUAGAGGUCGUCGAUGAUGUUCAUCAAGCUGUCAGUCACGUGAACGCGUACGGGAGUGGUCACACCGAUGUCAUCGUAACGGAGAACGGUGAGACCGCCGAAACUUUUUUGAGGUCCGUGCGUUCGGCCUGUGUCUUCCACAACGCGUCGUCGAGGUUCGCUGAUGGCUACAGAUUCGGGCUGGGAGCAGAGGUCGGAAUCUCAACUGCAAGGAUACAUGCGAGCGGUCCUGUUGGCUUGGAAGGUCUUCUGAUCACCAAAUGGCAAAUCCGAGGGAGGGGAGACGCUGUCGCCGACUUCAACAACGGGGAAAGAAAAUACUUGCAUGAAACAUUGCCUGCCAAUCCUGCGGAAGACGAGCAUUCGAAAUAGAUGGCGGCCUUAGGCUCGUUUCCUGCACUGCGUGGAUCUCUCGUCUCUUCGCUCGACGUCGUAAAUCGUUGGGCGGGAAAAUCUCCGCCAUGGGUCGUGGAGAGAAAGUCACCGGCAACACACGGCCGAUGUGUUGAGGCGCAUCUGCGAACGGCACCGAAAUCUCAUCUCACUAGGAAAUAAAGAAUCUCUACU
Messenger RNA from Galendromus occidentalis (western predatory mite), 2394 nucleotides. Its product is annotated as probable delta-1-pyrroline-5-carboxylate synthase. Gene Ontology annotation, cellular component: mitochondrion. Bases 25 to 2199 code for a protein of 724 amino acids. NCBI's taxonomy places the organism in Eukaryota, Metazoa, Arthropoda, Arachnida, Mesostigmata, Phytoseiidae. The transcript is spliced from 17 exons. The record is from RefSeq and is a predicted model, not a curated record. Gene Ontology annotation, molecular function: glutamate 5-kinase activity; ATP binding; glutamate-5-semialdehyde dehydrogenase (NADP+) activity.